CUUUCUUUUUUCAUAAAUUCAUUCCUAGUCCUCUAAACUCCUUUUCUUAACAACAACAACAACAAUGAAAUUCGACCUUGAGUAUCCAUUGAACGAGAAAAACGACGCCGUUUCAGUUCUUUUUGACGCUGAGUCUGAUCAUAUGCCGUCCUUGUUUUAUUUCAAAUCUACUGAUGUUCGCUUCUCCAUUCGACAUCAAUCCUUCACUCUCAUUUCUCAAGCACAGUUUACUUACAAUGUCGAUCGAUUUACUGCAUACCUAGCUGCCAAUUACAUCGAUCGUUUCCUCUCCAAACAAGUAGUUCUGGAAAAUAAGCCAUGGAUUGCACGAAUUCUUGUCAUCGCUAGCCUUUCACUAGCAGCGAAGAUGAGGAACAUCAACUUAUCGCUCUCUCAUAUCAUAAAUCCAAUAUCCGAUUCAAACAGAGACGAAGACGAAGGUUUAAUUUUCGAUUUGCAGUCAGUUCAUCGAAUGGAGAGUUUGAUUCUCACAACGCUCAAUUGGCGGUUACGGUCCAUCACGCCUUUUGCGUUUCUUCAAAUUUUCAACUCGUUGUUCGAACUCAGUGACGUGUCACUGAGUCAAUCACUUGAAGUUCGAGCUUCAGAUAUCAUUCUCAGCUCUCAUUACGAAAUUAAGCUUCUUGAGUACAAACCAUCAGUAUUGGCGGCAUCUGCGUUUCUGUGUGCAGCUCAAGAGUUGAUUCCCCAUCAAGUUUCAUAUUUCUUAGAUGCAAUUUAUUCUAAAAGCCAACACAUAUAUAAAGAAGAACUUUUGAAUUGUUGGAGUAUAAUGCGGAAAAUUACAAUCGAUGAAGUUUCUUCUAGCUCGUUGACACCGAACAGUGUGCUUGAUCACCAAGAACGUAAAGUGAGAAUCCAGAGAGGAACAACAACAGCAAGAGGCGAAGAUUGAACGAUUUUCAGGAUAAUCAAACAUCCCAUAUUUCUCAGGUUCAACACUGCUAAAGAAUUAAGGAUGGUCACAAAACGGUGCGUGGAUUCAGCCUUAAUCCGCAAGACUUCCAACACCUGAAUGGGUAGUAGAGAAUCAGCCAACUUACGGUCCACUUUAUACGUUUGAUGAGCAGAUCACUUAGGGAACUUCUUAGUUCUCACCCUGAGGGAGGGGGGAAGCUACCGCUUCUAGAAUGGAAGCUUUCUCCUUUACUAUUUUUGAAGUUAAAAAAAAAAAAAUGGUUAGCGAUUAUGGUUGCGAAAAGUGGAAUACUCUGUGGCAUAGUAAAAUAUUCCGUUCUCAAUCCAAUCUAUUCGUUGAUGCU
Messenger RNA from Lycium barbarum (goji berry), 1283 nucleotides. Its product is annotated as putative cyclin-D6-1. Gene Ontology annotation, biological process: mitotic cell cycle phase transition; regulation of cyclin-dependent protein serine/threonine kinase activity. Bases 65 to 916 code for a protein of 283 amino acids. Gene Ontology annotation, molecular function: cyclin-dependent protein serine/threonine kinase regulator activity. Gene Ontology annotation, cellular component: cyclin-dependent protein kinase holoenzyme complex; nucleus; cytoplasm. The transcript has 6 exons. Lineage: Eukaryota; Viridiplantae; Streptophyta; Magnoliopsida; Solanales; Solanaceae. The record is from RefSeq and is a predicted model, not a curated record.